Messenger RNA from Cornus florida, 1395 nucleotides. Its product is annotated as F-box/FBD/LRR-repeat protein At1g16930-like. The transcript has 4 exons. The record is from RefSeq and is a predicted model, not a curated record. Gene Ontology annotation, molecular function: protein binding. Bases 1 to 1395 code for a protein of 464 amino acids. NCBI's taxonomy places the organism in Eukaryota, Viridiplantae, Streptophyta, Magnoliopsida, Cornales, Cornaceae.
AUGGAGAAAACCAUCAGACACACUCCAAUAUUUGCUGAAGACGCAAGUGAGAAGGUAGAUAAAGGAGGGUUGUGUUUGGAGGAUCACAUUAAUGGACUUCCUGAUGUUGUCCUUGUUUCAAUAUUGUCACUCUUGACAAUGAAAGAAGCUGCAAGAACUAGUGUGCUUUCAAAGAAAUGGAGGUAUUUGUGGACUCACAUUACUGUUUUGCACUUUGAUGCCCCACAUCUUAUAGAUGGAAUUCUACUGGAAGAUAAGGAACUUAAAGUAGAAAGACUUUUGUAUUUGAGUUGGGUUAAUCAAGUCUUGAAAUCGAACAACAGUCCAAGUGUGGAUGAAUUUAGAGUUCAUUUUGAUCUUGAUGAAAGUUGUAGCCUUGAUAUUGACAAUUGGGUUAACUUUGCAAUAGAAAAGAGAGUUAAAAGGCUCGAGUUAGAAUUGUCAGAAAUUUGGAGAACCUCGGAGGGUUACAGUUUUCCAGACACGGGCUAUAUUACAAGUCACCUGCACUCAUUGUCUCUUGGGUUUACUUGCUGGAACUCCCUAACCGAUCUCCGGCUGGCACAUGUGAAUAUAACUGGACAAGUUCUUGAGUACUUCUUAAGUAACUGUACAUUUUUGGAACAAUUGUCUGUGCAAAACUCUGACCUUCUGGUAAAUUUGAAAGUUCCUAAUACAUCGCUGAAAUUGAAGCGAUUGGAGAUUAUUUACUGCUUCGAUGUGGAAAAUAUUGAGAUUUUUGCAAUGAAUCUCAUGUCAUUUAAAUACUUCGGACCAAAAAUAAACCAGCCAUUUAAGAAUGUCCCGUGGCCUGUUGAAAUGUAUAUCGGGGGUGAAUAUAGCAAAGAACUACUUUAUAACUUUUUGGAAUUUUCAAGCUAUCUCUCUCAGCUAGAGAGCCUUACAUUGGAUGUUACGAUGAUGCACUUGAUCUCCAUCCAUGACUUUUUUAUUAUCGACGAGUUUCCAAAAUUUCCUGUAUUUCAUAAGCUCAAGCAACUGAAGUUGAAAAUUGAUGAUUCUUAUGAUGAAAGCCUUGUUAUUUUUACUCCCCUAAUAGAGGCGUGUCCUUUCUUGUGUAAAUUUGUGUUGGAGCUUACAUGGAUCGGCUCCAAUGUGCAUAGAAAAUGGCAAGGGGUUAAAUUUUGGCCCCAUCAGUACCUUAAGGAGGUGGAAUUUAUUGGGUUCGUUGGGCAGAUGAUUGAUACUGAGCUUGCCAUGUAUUUAAUUAAGGGUGCUGUCAAGCUUGAGAAGAUUACUUUUGAUUCUCGCAAUCCAUCUCUUAUAGGAACCCCAUGGGAGUUUAUGGAGACCAAGCGGAGAAAAAAAGCCAGAAAACGUGCCGAGAAGUUUCGAACCAAACUUCCUGCUAAAGUAGCUUUGGUUAUCCUAUAA